Molecule: messenger RNA, 2344 nt
Organism: Scatophagus argus
Lineage: Eukaryota; Metazoa; Chordata; Actinopteri; Scatophagidae
Gene: myoc
Product: myocilin
Exons: 5
Coding region: 304-1743 (479 amino acids)
Biological process (GO): signal transduction; osteoblast differentiation
Cellular component (GO): Golgi apparatus
Source: RefSeq, a predicted model, not a curated record
UGUAUAAAUAUCAGUGAGCUGUUGGGGCGAGCUCAGAGUUACAGACCUGUCCACUGAGGACAGACAGGGAAGAGCAGAACAAGAGAGGGGAGGAGAGAAGAAGAAAUACCUGAGAAGAGGGAGACUUUACAUUCAGAAAUUUAGAAACUAACCCCUCACUUAGAAAUUUGGAAUUAGUAUAGGAUUGAAGGAGAAGUCCAGUUGAGAGCUGAGAAAAUAAAGAUUUGACAGAGGAAAAAAGUAAUCCUUCAGAGGAAGAAAUUAGAGUAAACCUCUCAUCAGUCUGUGUGGACCGUGUCCAGUAUGUUCCUCCUUCUCUCAUUGUGCAUGUGUGGUCUUCUGCUGCGAGGUGACGCACAGGACCGAGCUGCUCUGUGGAGGGGAAACGACCGGAGCGGGCGAUGCCAGUACACCUUCACUGUACCCAGCCCUGUUGAGGCCAGCUGCCCGCAGAGCUCAGGCCCCGAGGUGGAUGGCCUGAAGGCCAGGCUCGGGAUCCUGGAGGUGCUGGUGUCACGGCUGACUGGAGGGGACACCGGGGGUCCCCAAAGAGCUGGAGGCAGAGCUCAGUCUGAGCUUCAGGAGGCGCUGAACCGGGCCGUGGGGGAGAGGAACCUGCUGCAGGGGGAGAAGGAGCGUCUGGAGCAAGAGGUGGAGGGGCUUCGGCACAGGAUGGACGAGAUGAGGAGGGAAACGGAGAGGCUGAGGAACAGACCCUGCCCUCCGCAAACCCCAGUGGUGCCACCAAGCCCCUCUCUGCAGGAAAGUGGCCUGAUAAGACCUGCUGGGGGUUCCAGUCCAAUGUCUCACCUGAAGACCAGGCCCAACAGGCAGGGAGACAGCAGCAGUUUGAGAGACUCAGCAUGGCAGUAUGGAUCUCCAGGCUUCCAGGAGCUGAAGGCUGAGGUGACAGAAGUACCUGCCCCUGAUGCCUCUGAGGACAACACAGGUUGCGGAGAGUUGGUUUCAGUUGGUGAGCCGGUCACUCAUAGAAGGGCUGACAACAUAGAAGGUAAAUACGGUGUUUGGAUGCAGGAUCCUGAGGCUGUUUCCCCUUACGGACCCAACAUGAUCUGGCGCAUUGACACCAUUGGCUCUGACGUCAGGAAGCUGUUUGGGUACGAAGACAUGGAACAACUCUCUAAAGGCUUUCCGUCCAAGGUCCUGUUGUUGCCAGAGCAGGUGGAGAGUACUGGUGCCACUGUGUUCAGAGGCUCUCUGUAUUACCAGAGACGCCGUAGUCGCACCCUCAUCCGCUACGACUUGGCCUCUGAGAGCGUCGCAGCCCGUCGCGACCUCCCCCAUGCUGGCUUCCAUGGCCAGUUCCCCUACUCUUGGGGAGGUUACACGGACAUUGAUCUGGCUGUGGAUGAGCAGGGGCUGUGGGCUGUCUACUCCACCAGCAAAGCCAAAGGAGCCAUCGUGAUCUCGCAGCUGGACCCACACAGCCUGGAGGUGAAGAAGAGCUGGGAGACCAACAUCAGGAAGAGCUCUGUGGCCAACUCCUUUAUCAUCUGUGGCAAGCUGUACACCGUGGCCAGCUACACGGCACCCGACACCAUCAUUAACUUCAUGUACGACACUGAAACCAGCCAGGGGAAGGCCAUGAGCAUCCCCUUCAAGAACAAGCACCGCUACAACAGCAUGAUCGACUAUAACCUGGCUCAGAGGAAGCUGUUUGCCUGGGACAACUACCACAUGGUGUCCUAUGACCUCAGGCUGGGUCGCCAGCAGGCCAAGUAAGGCCGUCAUUAGUGACUGUUAAAAAGUGACUUUUGCUCACCUGUUCCUGUUUCAAAGACUCAAAGCUUUAGAGUAUAAUGUGUGUGUGGUGGUAGAGGUUGUAAAGCCAACACAUGUAGAAGAGCACAAGUACCAAACUCCAAACUGAAAUGAAGACAUUUGAGGAACAAUGUCCCCUGCUUCUUUUUUUUUUACUUCAGUGGGAGAGCUUUUGCUGUGGCUUGGACCACAAACAUGUUUUUAGAGGAAUUAUUUUUGUACCGCCUUUAAUUCAGAUGUAUGAUUUUGUUGUUUUCUUGUUAAAUGUAAAUAUACUAUAUAUCUAUAUAUAUCUAUAGAUAUAUAGGUAGAUAUAGAUAUAUAUUUGAAGUCUGACAUAUGAAGCAUAGUUUAAUUUCACAGACUAGGAUAAUUAAUGGAGACAAUUUACAACACAAACUCCUGUGGUUCUUCAUGGCCUACAGUCUUUCACUAUGAACAUCUUUAAAUGCAAAAACUGCUUUCUCACUCAGCAUUAACUGUAUAUUGCAUGUACUUGUACACUGUAGUGAAUUUAAUGACAUGUUCAAAAUUGUUAUGAAAUAAACUUAUUCCUAAAGUA